Molecule: messenger RNA, 6190 nt
Organism: Notolabrus celidotus (New Zealand spotty)
Lineage: Eukaryota; Metazoa; Chordata; Actinopteri; Labriformes; Labridae
Product: GDNF family receptor alpha-4-like
Exons: 7
Coding region: 1-1434 (477 amino acids)
Biological process (GO): nervous system development
Cellular component (GO): signaling receptor complex; external side of plasma membrane
Molecular function (GO): signaling receptor activity
Source: RefSeq, a predicted model, not a curated record
AUGACUCAUUCUUUAUGCGGGGACCAUAAACUCAACUGCUCUGCGAAGUACAGCCUCACACAAACUGCCGUUAAUUUUGACAACCAGCAGCUUUGUCCUCCGAUAGUUUCAUCUUGUCCUCCAGGUGGUGUUCCAGUUUCUGCAUCCUUGGACUGCUUGGUAGCCGAGCAGAGCUGCAUCCAGGUGCAGUCCUGCAAAGUGCUCUACAGGCUCCUGGAGUACUGCGCAGCGGAGGAGGCGGUGUCGCCCCUCAGCGCGGACGCCCGCUUGGAGUGCCUGGAGGCCCAGAACUCCUUGCAGCAUUACCGCCCACUUCAAGUCUGCAAGUGCCAGCGUGGCUCUCGCAGGGAGGAACAUUGCCUCAGGGUGUACUGGACUGUGAGGUUUGCAGCUUAUGAUGAGUAUGACGUGUCUCCAUAUGAAGAACUGCAGUUAAAUCUGGUACGAAAUAUUGAGAUGUCGCGUAUGGCCUCCAUCAUGGCAGCCUCCACUCUGUCUGUGGACGGACAAAACCAGUGUCUGAAGGCAGCCCAGGACUGUGGCCUGUAUGAGAAAUGUGGCUCCCUGCGGUCGGAAUAUGUCGUGGCCUGCACCAAGCGAGCAACAGUUUCUGACAACAGCUGUAACCGCCAGAAAUGCCACCGAGCCCUGCGGCGUUUCCUGGAGCGUGUGCCAGAAGAGUACAGCUUUGCUCUGCUCUUCUGUCCCUGCUCUGACACUCUGUGUGGAGAGCGACGCAGGAAAACCAUCGUCCCGUCCUGUUCCUACGAGGAGAACUUGAGAGGGGAGGAAAGAGUGGGCAAACCCAACUGCCUCAGUCUGCAGAAUUACUGCUCCAGAGACGAGCUGUGUAGAUCCCGCUUUGCUGAUUUUCAACACAACUGCCAGCCCUCACCUCUGUCUGCCUCUGGCUGUAUGAGAGAGAGCAGAGCCAUGUGCCUGAAGGCCUACGCUGGGCUCAUAGGCACCAUCAUGACUCCAAACUAUGUGAGCAACAGCAGCACAGAGGUGUCUCAGUGGUGCACGUGUGAGGGCAGCGGGAACGAAUGGCAGGGCUGUCAACGCAUCCUACAUAUGUUCAGCAACAACAUCUGUCUGCGCAACGCGAUAAGCUCCAUGGGAAUCUCCGUACCUCCUCCUGUGGAAAAAAACACUCCUGUGCCAGUUUCUGUGCCCUCCCCGCGUGUCUACCAGGAGAGGGUCCACGUCAGUGUUAACACUCUCCCUGAAUUCAACAGCAUGGAGGACAGCGAGGAAGAGGAGCAGAAGGAGGAAGGAAGCGAGGAAUUCAAUGUCAUCCCGCCGUACUCUGAGAAGGACUCUAACAUUGAAUCUGGGGCCAGAGGAAGCACACGGGGAGCAGCCAGCCGAGCAGUACCUGUGUUACCCUUACUGCUGCUGCCGACACUCAUCCUGGACUGCUGGAGCUACUGAAGCAUUCGUCUGAUUUUUCCAUCUCAACACACAAAAUGAAACACAGAGGACAUUAGAGAGAAACUCUCUUUUCCCCAUUUUUAAAGUACCCAGACUUACUUUGCCAUUCUGUUUCUCCUAUCACUGCCUCCUCAAGAGCUUAGAGAUAUCAGUAGUCCUGCAGUAUGUGCCGCGUCUUUGCUCCAGUCUGCUCCUAUGAAAGGAAGCCAACAACGUGAGCAGAUAUAUGAGUGCAUGGGUGAAUUUAGAAGUGCUGUCUGGGCAAAUGCUCUAUCUAGAGCCUGCUUCACACUCAAAGUGCAUCCCCUCUUUUAACAAGAAGCACAUCGCCCAAGGCCACAUCCUCUAUACACACUCCCAAAAAACCCUAACCAGUGUGCUCCGCUGCAACCCGGCUAGAGCACGGCUUUUGAUUUCUAUUUCAUGACUCAUGUCACAUCCGUUUUUCCAUUGCCCCUUCGGCUCUUCCUCCCACCCUCCCUCCCUGCCUCAUACUAUGGUAGAGGAGGAUAAUCCCAUUUACAACAAGGUAAUAAGAAACUGCUCCCCACUUAAACCUCUUUGUACAAUUCCGAAAAAGCACUUUUUAAACAGUGAUAAGUCAAAAACAAGCGCGUGUCACAUGAUGUACCAUCUGAUCCUUCCUCAACCUUCUUGCUUCUUCCUCUCUUUGUGCACCAGAAAGAGUUAAAGUCACUCUGUUCAGCUUCUUUUGUUAACACGCCACUCGGUAUUAUUUCUACUAAGGGUGAGUGGCUGACAAUUCAACCUCGGGCAAACGCAAUGAGAUCAAAUUCUAUUGUAGAAAUGACGAGCAGAGAAAAAGCAACACGAGCAAUUACAGCACAACUCAAAUUGCUCCGCAUGCAGGGAAGGUCUGGAGUGAAGCUCAGGGGAGGAAAUAGCCAAUUUACUGCUGUCAUAGCCUCUCACUUUUUUAUCCUUAGGAGGUGUUUUUUUAGUGCUCCUUUUACCCAUCUUGUGCUUCAAAUGUUGUGAGAGCGGGGUGCGGAGAUUGAGACGGACACAGGAGGCUGUAAAGCCUGCUGGCUGCUCUGAUCAUUGAGCAGCACAUUGAGCCAUUCUCUCUGCCUCAAAUAGCUUCUGCUGAUCUUAAUGAUUUUUUCUCUUAUGGAUCAUUUUCGUGUGAAAUUACCCAGCAGCAGGGAUGUAGGUAAAAGGCAGUAUAGGGAGGUUUUUGUGGAAGAACUGUUUGCAAGAAUUAACUCAACUAAGCUCUGCAGUAAUGCUGAAUUUCAGUUAUACAUUAAUGUCUACCUUAAAAAGCAUAUAUAAUUAGAUCAAUACCUAAAAGCUGGAGCAACCUGCUCACAUCCUGUUUUCCAUAAAUAACAUGCAGUGGGUGUUAUUAAGAUAGAACAAAGUAAAGAAAGAGAAAUCAAGUGAAUCACAGAUGUGUGUGAUGUUACUGUGGACGACGGGGCGGAAUAAAAACACUGCGGUUAAUCUACCAAUCAGACACGUUCAGCAUUGCAGGCCCUGCAACCCAAAAGCCCCUGGGCUUUUUGAAAAGUAUUACACCCCUAGCAGGGGCUUUUUAGGGGGGCGAUUAUCUACCCAUGAACUAAAUUUAGACCCUAGUUCCACCGUUAGUUCAGGUGUAAAGUUCCUCUGGUCGAAAUGCCCCUAUUGGGUGCAUCUGGGUGCAGAUACAUAAAAACAUUGCACGAAUAUGUCUACAAAGACGAAUCAGAUGAGUAUAUUCUGUAAAUACGAGAGGCUUUCUCAGAGAUGUACUGCAAUUCAACUGCACUGUAAUGACAUCCUCAGUACAUUGGGCUGAAAGCUCUCAGAAGGGUCGCUUGUUAAACCAAAAUAUUGGUGGCUCAGAAGGGAUUUGGCAGAUGGACCAAAAAGUUAAUUUUGUGUGUUAUGAACAUAAACUGUAUGACAUGAUGGAUGACAUGACAGCUCCCCUAAAGUGAAGCACAAAAGUGAAACAUUUGGAGUUCCUCUCACUGACUGGCUUCGUUAUAGGUCAUAGAUUAAUUCUGCCUCUUCUAUUGAAACAUAUGGCACAUUGGUGAAACUUUAAAAUCAAAAUACAUGUCAUAUAUAUUUUUCUCAAACAUGGUUUGUGUCAUUAUAGUUAGUGAUUUAAGCCCAAGUGUUUAAUUAAAACUAAAGUACUCUGAAAAAAAUAUUUGCUAGAUGCUAUUAAAAGGGGUAUAAUGACAUGACUUCCAGCUCUGAUGAUGAAUGCUGCUCCUGCGGCUUGGUGUUCACCGGAUUAGCACAGUAGAGGAGGAAACAAAAUCAAACAGUAAACAUUCAACUUUCCUUAACCUCAAAUGUCAGCUUCAAACCCACACAAGUAUCUGCUCUGCUGUGGACUGUCCCAACCUGAGGGAUCUUUGACAUUUUAUAUCCAAUGUGUAUUUUAGUUAGCAGAUGGGGCGAGGCGUCAUUACUGCAGCUCCACAACUAGGUCCCUACUGCUCAGACUCCAAAUAGGCAACAUGUUAGUGCCGGUCAGCGGGGUAUUUUGGCUUCACUUUUGCACAAUGUGAGAAAGUGGAGACAAGUCAUCUGUCUUAAUAAAUUACAGUCAGUGGUUAUUUAAUUAUUACAGUGAUACAAUGAUGGGUGACUUCAGAAGGCAGUUCACUGAUAUCAUUGUUUUUAAAUAGAUCAAAGCUUUGAAUUUAGAAAACUCUUCACAAGAAAAACUCUUCAUAGAUGUUUGACUCACUUGAUGAGGCAGAACAGAAAAAAACCCACAUGUUCUAGCCUCACAGUUGGACUUGUUUACAUGAAGGAUUACUGAAAUGAAGACUGAACUUUUGAUAAGGGCUGACAGCAUAAAGGGAGAAAUAAACUGGAUGCGCAUGAGCUAUGCUUUUGCCAAAGCCGGACCAUCAGUACUUCAAACUUGAGUUUGAUGUUUAGAAGUCGGAGUUGGACUUCAAUGGAUGGUGUAAGGUUAUUAAACCUGCACUGAGUGUUACCCAGCUAGGGGCAAAAUGACAUCAUGCAGGUUUGUUAACCACGUUCUUGUUGAGAGUUACGCUACAGGAAGCUGAGAGGUGAGAAGCUCUGAAGUGUGACUGCAAGCUUAGAAGAGCCAAAAAUAAUUACCAAUUUGAGGCGAAUAUUUAAAAAUAGUAAAAUCAGUCUGCCUGGACAAACAGUUGGUAUCAAACAAGGCUUUAGAGGAGACGUGAUGAUAGAUAAACAUGUAAGAGUAAAAUAAGUCAUCACUGUGGUACAGUGCGUUAUCAGUGACCUGCAGGUCUUCAUAAAGCAUCAAGUGUCAAUAACAGCCUCCAGUGCGCUCUGGCCUUAAUGACUGAAUGUGAGUUUACAUGUAUCUUCACAUUUCAAUAAGUUUGUUUAUAUUUGUAAACUAUGUAAAGUAACGGUUUACAUUAAACAUGGCUUUUAUUAUUUGGAUGAGUUAAGGAGUGGAAAAAAGCUUAUUAUGCAUCCAUUAAUGAAAAUGCGGGGACACUUGGUAAGGGUACAUGAACUAUCAUAAACUCAGAUAUGACUUCAUGCAUAACAAAGUAAGGACUCAUUUAUGUCUAAGUUAUGAGGUAUGAACAUGAAUUAACAAUCUCUCAUGCUUAUUGCAGUCAUUGUGAUUUUAUUUGUUUUGUUCAUGUCUUCUUUAUGUGAACUGACCUGUCAUUACACACGUUUGCUGCCAUAAUCAUGGUUGACUGAGUGUUCCGCUGUCAUUACUUCAUCAUGUUUGUUUCUCUUUAAAUAAUGGUGGAGACCUGGAUGUGGUCUUUUAACACUGAUAAGUUACAUAUGUAAAUAUUAUUCCUAUAACUAAACAAUUGGUAAUUAUUCAUGAAGGUGUUUUUAAUUAUUUUAUGAUGUAAUUAACUUUUCUUUUGUUUUAAAUGCAGAAAGCCUUAAAGGAGAGUAGAGACAACUUUAUUCUAAGUGCCACAAACAUGAUGAAGUCAUGACAAAGAAAAUAUGUGGUUAAGAUAUCACGUCCCAUAAGUGGGUGAAAACUGUGAAUAGGAGCUGUGUGAAUCUGUGGUCGAUUAUUCUUCCUCACGGAUGUGGAUGACGUAAUAGUUGUGCCACGCUGAACUGAAAUUGAAUUUGAAAACUGAAUCUGAAUUUUGAGAACUGAAAUUGAAUUUUUUAUUUUUUAAUUUAAGGAAAAUUGAGAGUUGAAUUUUCAAGUGGGUUAAAUACAAUUUCAAAGCAAAUAAUUCAGUUUCAAAACAUUAAUUUCAAUUUCAAAUCAUGCUUUUUAAAUUCAAUAUUAUUCAAUUUCAGUUUCUAGUGGCACAAAUCUCAGCCCAUAAUAUUUCCUCUUUAAAAAGACAUGAACAUUUAUAACUCUGAGAUAAUGAUGACCAACACAGAAGUUUUAAAAUAAAUCAAUAUGCUGUUCUUGCGUUAAGUUUAACACAACCUAUUAAUUCUUCUACAUUCCUGAUAGUGAAUGAAGUUCUAUGGGAUUUCAUUUUCAACAUGAAGCUAUGACUGAAUUCAUGAUCAUUCACAUCCUUUACUUCAAAGUGUUACCCAGAAAUUUUAGAAAAUGUAUGUGAAUACUUCCAGUUUAGUUUUUUAAUUUGUAUCUUUUAAAUCUAGUAGAGAGACGAUGUACAGUACAAUGUUUCACAUGCUAACCUUCUUUUAAAGACAUAUCAAACAUGCCAAAUAACUGACUGUAUGUGUAAUAACUGUAAUUUUGUGACAUAGCUGAACAAGUGUGCUGAUUUGUUAAAAGAAGAAUAAAAGUCAAAUGAUACAUUUCCAUGUC